Brassica rapa (field mustard) is the source of this 4135-nucleotide messenger RNA. RefSeq names its product auxin response factor 3 (gene ARF3-2). Gene Ontology annotation, biological process: regulation of DNA-templated transcription; response to hormone. Gene Ontology annotation, molecular function: DNA binding. Gene Ontology annotation, cellular component: nucleus. The record is from RefSeq and is a predicted model, not a curated record. NCBI's taxonomy places the organism in Eukaryota, Viridiplantae, Streptophyta, Magnoliopsida, Brassicales, Brassicaceae.
GUUAUAUUUCAUGAAAGAUUUUUUUUUAAAAUUGUUAUUUUUAAUAAUUUCUUUUAUCUUUAGUUUUCUUUUUACAAUUAUCUUUCACUUGACAAUAAAAAUGUAAAAAAAAUCUUGUUGUGUUUGUGUAUUUGUGUUUUUAUGUUUUUGGUGCAUAGAUUUUGAGAAUCCUAUGACUAUAUGUGAUAUUUGUAAAGUUGAAUGUUAUGAGUAAAACUAGAGAGAAUUUAUGUCCCAAUAACAAAAGAGUUUAAUAGAAUUACAAAGUCAAUAAAUACUAAACUUUUUGAAUAACAUAGGAUUUCCAUAGAAUUUAAAAGUCCAUAACCCAAUAACAAAAGAUUCUAAUAAGAUUUUAAGAAUUCAUUAACCAAUAACAAUGAAAUCUCUAAAUUUUAAAAUUCCUUCAAAAAUUAACUCCCAAUAACCCCCCUAAGUUACUCCAUUGUGAUUAACAUUAUGAUAACGAACCAGUUAAUGUUCUAAAUUGCGUCUAAUUAGACCCCAUUUAUGUAAAUAUUUUUUUCUUGUUCAUUGAAUUCCAAUAUUUCUACCUAUAUAUCUUGAAUUUUGUAGUAGGAAAAAAAUAUUAUUAUUGUUUGCAUGUGUAUUAAGUUAACAUCUAAAAAAUAAUCCUCAUCCUCUUCUAUAGCGUUGUCUUCGUCUUUGACUCUUUGUCGUUGGAUUUUUCUUUUGGUUUCGGUUUCAUUGCGGUAAUUAAGUCUUUGUUUUUUUUUUUUUGAACUGGUAAUUAAGUCUUUGUUUUUCAACAAUAUUUUUGCAUCUUCAUACGUUUGAAAGGUACUUGCUCAAAAUCUUUAAAACUAGUUCUUCGUCAUAUAGAAAAAUUCUUUCUAGACCAGUAGUGAAAUAGACACCACAUCUUUUUGCAACUUAUCUUCAGAAAACGGAAUACAUUGAGUGGCGUUAUUAAUCACAUCAAAGACUAACCAACCAGUGGCCGAACCAGCUCAAAAGUUUACUGGGGUCAAGAAAAUCAACUCACGAGGUCAAGUUAGUUUUGAGCAAAUGUUACCGGGGUCAAGGAUUCAAUGUUUUUAUAACAACUCAUUAGAUUUUUAAUCAGAAAUACUACAUUUGUUUUAACAAAAAUUCAGGGGGUGAAGUGAGCCCCUUCCGUAAACCGUAAACGUUACCUCCGCCACAGCCACUGGAACCAACAAUAAAAUUGUACUGAUUUAUAUGAAUUUGUUCUCAACUACUCAGUAAAAAACUACCAUACCUUCACAUUAAUUUGUUUUCUUAAUCAAAGUAUGAUUGGACCCAACGGUCGCAUCACAAAGUUCCACUUGCCACUCAUCCAUGUAUAUGCUGUAUUUUAAAACAUUACAAACAAUACCCCCUAACUUUAUAAUAACAGGAAAAUAAAAUGUAGAAUAUAACGGUAUUCCAAUCCAAAUCUUAUACUACCAUAAACACAAAAACACGUGAACUGCCUAAAAUAUAUGAAUACAGCAACGGAUAAAUAAUUUAAACUAAUCACUUAUGUGCAUCGAUCCCAAAAUUUAUGCCAUAUUAUCGAAUCACUCUUUUAGUAUUUCUAUUAACAUCUCUCUCAACCAUAAGAAACGACAAAAAAGAUAUAAAUGACGUUGUUAUACUUAUUACGAGUAUUUUAUUAAAGUCAUUAAGAGAAGUUAGUUAAGCCAUUAUUCUUGCAGCUACAAUCAUUAUUCUUGUAAUAAAAAAAUCACUGUGCAAAGUACGUUUGUCAAAGUCCAAUAGUAUUAUGCAAGAAACUGUUGUGUACAACAUAAAAUAAAAUAAAAGAAAACAAUCUAACCAAAAAAAAAUCUAAUCCAUCCACGCACAAAAGGUCAUAAAGCCACACACACAUCAGUCACACCAGACGUAGCAGCAGAGACCACUGUUACAGAGAGCACUCUGUUCUGACCCCUCUCUCCUCUUUAACAUUUGUCAUAAAAAUCAAAACUUUAAUUAUUUUUAGUUUCUGUAGUUUAAUCAAAAAUCUUGGGCUUUUUAUGGAAAACCCUUUGUCUUAAAGUCUCAUCACUGUGUGCUCUCUCUUCUCUUCCCCAAGUCAUGAAGAAACAACUCCUCCUCUGAAUAAAGCUCUUACCUUUAUCUCUCUAAUGGGUGGCUUAAUCGAUCUGAACGUGACUGAGGAGGAAGACGAAACGCUCUCUUCGGCUUCUGGGUCUCUCUCUACUUCCAAUUCGUCUUCCUCAGCGUUUGUAGCCAAUGGUUCUUCGUCUUCUUCGAGCUCGUCUGGUGUUUGUUUGGAGCUGUGGCACGCUUGCGCUGGACCCCUCAUCUCUCUCCCCAAAAGAGGAAGCCUUGUUUUGUACUUCCCUCAGGGACAUUUGGAACAACAAGCCCCCGGUUUCUCCGCCGCGAUUUACGGGCUGCCUCCCCACGUGUUCUGUCGUAUUCUCGAUGUUAAGCUUCACGCAGAGACAGAUACUGAUGAAGUGUAUGCUCAAGUCUCUCUUCUUCCUGAGUCUGAGGACAUUGAGAGGAAAUUGCGUGAGGGAGUUAUAGAUGUUGUUGAUGGUGGAGAUCAGGAAGAUUAUGAAGUGGUUAAGAGGUCUAAUACUCCUCACAUGUUUUGCAAAACCCUCACUGCUUCUGAUACAAGCACUCAUGGAGGCUUCUCUGUUCCUCGCCGUGCUGCUGAGGAUUGCUUCCCUCCUCUGGACUAUAGCAAGCCACGGCCAUCUCAGGAGCUUCUUGCCAGGGAUCUUCAUGGCCUUGAGUGGCGUUUUCGCCACAUUUAUCGAGGGCAACCUAGGAGGCAUUUGCUGACUACAGGGUGGAGUGGGUUUGUGAACAAGAAGAAGCUUGUCUCUGGAGAUGCUGUCCUUUUCCUCAGAGGUGAUGAUGGCAAACUGCGUUUGGGAGUUAGAAGAGCUUCUCAAUUUGAAGGCGCUUCUGCUUUCUCAGCUCAGUAUAAUCAAAAUACGAAUCACAACAAUUUCUCUGAAGUAGCUCAUGCCAUAUCUACCAACAGCGCUUUCAACAUUUACUACAACCCCAAGGCAAGCUGGUCAAACUUCAUAGUACCUGCAAAGAAGUUCUUGAAGAUUGUUGACUAUCCAUUUUGUAUCGGUAUGAGAUUCAAAGCCAGGGUUGAGUCUGAAGAUGCCUCUGAGAGAAGAUCCCUUGGGAUUAUAACUGGAAUCAGCGACUUGGAUCCUAUCAGGUGGCCUGGUUCUAAAUGGAGAUGCCUUAUAGUAAGGUGGGACGACAAUGAGGCAAACAGGCAUCAACAGCGCGUCUCGCCAUGGGAGAUUGAACCGUCUGGUUCAAUCUCCAGUUCAGGCAGCUUCAUGACAACAGGUCCUAAGAGAAGCAGGAUUGGCUUUCCUGACAUUCCUGUCUCUGCUUCAGAGGGGAUCCACGCCACAGACUUUGAGGAAUCUCUAAGAUUCCAGAGGGUCUUGCAAGGUCAAGAAAAAUUUCCGGGUUUCAUCAACACCUCUUCGGAUGGUGGUGCCGGGGCCAGGAGAGGCCGGUUCAAAGGAACGGAGUUCGGUGACUCUUAUGGGUUCCAUAAGGUCUUGCAAGGUCAAGAAACAGUUCCCGCCUACUCAAUGACCGCUCAUCAGCAGCACGGGUUGAGCCAGGGGAACUUUAGUAGCCGUUUCCUACCGCCAUCUUUAGUCCACGUCUCAUCAUCACCGUCUUCCGUCUUGAUAACCAACUCGAACCGUCCCAAUGGGCGUCUGGAAGAACACCAGGGAGGUUCUGGCAGCAGGUGCAGGCUGUUUGGUUUCCCACUGAGGGAUGAGUCCACUGCGAUGGUUGUGCCUUGUGUUGAAGGGCAAAAAGGUGUUUCUGGUGUUCAAAGCAAUCAUCAUUCACAGGGAAGGGGCAUUUAUGGCAUGAGAGAUAUGUUGCUAGACAUUGCUCUCUAGUGGUGUACUUUGGUUUAUGUGUGUUUGUUUUCUUGCGGCUUAAGUAAGUGUGUAUUUUUUAGUUGGUUUUAUUUUGAAGAUGACUUGGUAGCUAAAUUUCGGAUGUCACAGGUUGAUGACUUUUGUAAACUUUGUAGCUUCCUUGCAAGAAUGGUUUUUAGGUUGAAGUUUUUCUUGAAAAGUAUUUUCUUUAAUUGACGUUUCUGGUUCGGUGUUUAUAGUGUUUACUUUUUCCC